AUGACUAUAGUUAGAUAUUUAGUCCCCCGUUUAAAUGGUUCUAUUAAGUUCUGGAAACCGUUUUCAAACUUAGGUUUUCUUAGGUAUUAUCAUCCUUUAUCCUCAGAAUAUGAUCAACAAGAUACUCUACUUGAACCAUUGACAUACAAAAUGGGCUCUAUUCAAUCAAAAGUUUUAUCUUAUUGUUUGAAAGAGAAAGUUCCAAAGUAUGGGUUCACUGAAAAAGCACUAGUGUCUUCAAUCAAUGAUUUAGGUUAUGACUCUAGCAUGCUGAGUGUAAUUGGUAGUUCCAAUUCUCCAUCCAUCUUCCAUUCAUCAACAGCUGUUAUGGAAUUAUUGAAAUAUAAUUUAGUGACCAAAAGAUAUAAUAUGAUCGAUCCCAAUUUACGCCAAGGAUUAAUUAACAAGAAUGAUAUACCCAGUUUAGAGACUCUUUUAUUAAGAAGAUUAGAAAUGGAUAAACAAUUGGGUUCCAAAACAUUAACUGAACUUAUGGCAAAAUUAUCUAUACCAAGCCAAUUACUAUUAGAAAUAGUAUUGCCAGAAUUAUUUAGAUUAGCAGAUGAUAUGAUUUAUUUUUCAAAUGAAAAGGACCAUACGGAUAUUGCUUGGUACACAAAAAGAUUAGGUGUGAGUUUAACGUACGUUUCAAGUAAGUUAUUUAUGAGUCAGGAUAAAUCGAAUAAUUAUGAGGAUACAAUGGAUUUUGCGAAAUGGAAAUUAAAUAAAGUUAUGAAAUUAGGUGAUUAUUAUAAUAAUAUCGAAGAAUAUGCUUGGUAUACUGUUAUGACAUCGUAUAAUUUAAUUAAAUCCCAAUUCUCAAAAUAUUGA
Arxiozyma heterogenica is the source of this 831-nucleotide messenger RNA. RefSeq names its product ubiquinone biosynthesis protein COQ9 (gene COQ9). Bases 1 to 831 code for a protein of 276 amino acids. The transcript has a single exon. The record is from RefSeq and is a predicted model, not a curated record. Gene Ontology annotation, molecular function: lipid binding. Gene Ontology annotation, biological process: ubiquinone biosynthetic process. NCBI's taxonomy places the organism in Eukaryota, Fungi, Ascomycota, Saccharomycetes, Saccharomycetales, Saccharomycetaceae. Gene Ontology annotation, cellular component: mitochondrial inner membrane.